GGACCUCGCGGUAAUCCAUCCCGUGGGGCCGAAAAGACAACGAAGAGCAACCUGGAAGAAAACAAGCAAGACACAGCACUAGCUUGACGGCGGUUGCCCAGGGAGGUGCGAACUGACAGCUGGUUCGAAAAGCUGUCGCUACCCCGCUAUUCAGUGCACAUUUCCCGUUCACAGAGCAUGCACGAUGCCUGGUCAUCCCGCGCCGGCCUCAUUUUCUUAACGGCCGUGAUUAUUUUGAUUCUCUUGGCAUACUCGCCUCGACAAACUGGGUCUGUCUGGAUGCCAGGAUGUACCGGGGAGUGGGUGAAGCUCGAUUUGCUCGUGCGCAUAUCUUGCUCUCUACGGAGUACGCUGAGUCUACACGACACCCACCCUGCGUGUUGUACGAUGGGCAUGGUGGUGGUGCUGACCUUGACUACGAUCGGGUCAAUCCGACAUCGCAGGACAAGUCGAUGGAGCAACUACUGCAAGCGUUGCAGUUUGAUACCAACCAUGAAGACUUGUCUGGCUGAAAUUAAUCCCGACGAAAGUACAUCUCCCUGGACUGGGCAUCCAGACACAAGACAGAAGCGACGAUCGAUCGUUGCUACCUCGAACAAGACGACCAAAACCCCGCCGAGAGUGGAUCCGGAUUCAUUUGAAUCGUGGAUGCCCCUUGCUUAUUUCGUCGUCCCGUAGACAUCAUAGGACAGAGGAGGCUGUAAACUGCGUAGACUGUCUAGCAUGAGCGAGCGAAAAGAGGCU
This is a messenger RNA of Aspergillus pseudonomiae, 744 nucleotides long. RefSeq lists its product as uncharacterized. Bases 178 to 678 code for a protein of 166 amino acids. The transcript has a single exon. The record is from RefSeq and is a predicted model, not a curated record. Lineage: Eukaryota; Fungi; Ascomycota; Eurotiomycetes; Eurotiales; Aspergillaceae.